AUGGCCGACGAACCAAGACGCUCCGGCCGCUCGACCAAAGGGCAACACAAGAACCUGGAUAUGAUCACCGAGACUCCUUCGAAAAAGACGAAAGUCAAAGCUCAGCCGAAAGAGAAAUCCGCGAAACCCUCCGUGGAGCCCACGCCUGCUCCCAGCGAAGAAGAAGAGAUCAUCCGAUGCAUCUGUGGCGAAUAUGAAGAGGAGGAAGAUGUCGAGCGCGAUAUGAUCUGCUGCGACCGGUGCUCUGCCUGGCAACACAAUGACUGCAUGGGCUUGACGUUCGUCAAGGGUGAGGAACCCGACGAAUACUUCUGUGAACUUUGUAAGCCCGAGAACCACAAAGUCCUCCUGGAGAAGAUUGCGCAGGGUGAAAAGCCGUGGGAAGAGGUCGCCGAAAGGAGACGCAAGGAAGCUGAGGAGAAGAAGGCGUCUCGGCGCAGAAAGAGCAAGAAGGGUGGCAGAAGAGGUAGACCGAGCGAGUCCAAGUUUGCUGAACCCAAAGUCAGCGAAUCUAAGACGAGCGAGCGCAAGACGAGUGAGCCCAAGACAAGUGAGCCCAGGGCGAGCGAACCCAGGGCGAGCGAGCCCAAGACGAGUGAGCGAAAAGCGAGCGAGCCAACGAGAGACACAAGCACACCUACUCGCGCAGCCACUUCUACAACACCUGCCCCUGCCCCUACUGCCACGCCCGAGGCCCCUGCCCCUGCCCCUGCUGAACCUACUCAGCCUGAACCUACUCAGUCUCCGGCUCCUGAAAAGAAUGGCCAUGAACACCAGGAGCCUGAGCCCGAGGCGCAAUCCACAAGCGCCCAAAAGCGCAAGUUUGAUGAGCACCAGGAUGUGCAAGCCCCCGAACCGGGCCCGAAAACGAAACAGCAAAAGAUCUCACCACCGGCACCUGCGGCUCCUCCGUCUGCUCCUGCUGCCCCGGAUGCUAAGCCAGCUCCAGUAAAGAACGAGCCCAUUGUGCAGCCUCCCCGGCAAAGCUCCACCGCGGGAAUAGUGGCCGACGAGGUCCCGAAAACCAUAGAAGAGCUCACGACGCCAGCUCGGAAGGGUGUUGCCAGUGCUCUGGUCAAGUUAUUAGUAGAUCAGAUUUCUGAGGCCCAGAAGCGAGGAUCUUUCAACUUGCCCGAAAGGAAGUCGGCGAAGGAUUUUGCUCGGCAGCUUGCUCUCUCCAUCGAGAGUGCUAUGUAUCAGAAUAUAUGCGGAGGAUCUGGAGAGCCCACAGAGCCGUAUAGGUUACAAUUGCGGACGAUCUUGUUCAACGUAAAGAAGAACCCUUCUCUACGGGACCGUCUGCUCGUAGGUAGUUUACUUCCUGAUACCCUCUCUAAGAUGAGCUCCCAAGACAUGGCAAGUGAGGAACUGCAGCAGAAGGAUGCGGAAAUCAAGCGGGAGGCCGAACGGCAGCAUAUCAUCGUGCAGGACCAAGGGCCUCGCAUUAGACGGACCCAUAAGGGCGAAGAGUUGGUGGAAGACGAUAACCAGAACGUCGCCAGCGAGCCCGUCUUCUCGACGGCAGCGGCGCGACGCAGCCUGGCCGAUGCUGAGGGCAGUCCUGGCCAGAGCCCGACGACGCCUGGGCCGCCGUCUGAAGCCGAUGGCCUUCGCAAGUCAUCCAAGUCGCAGGCUGGCGAUGCGAGGAUCGCCGACGGAGUCACUCACCAUGACCACUUCCCUUCACGGGCCCAUUCACCUGGAGGCACCAGUCACGAGCAGGUGUUCCCCGAAGUCUCAGCUCACAUCCGCGAACAGCUGCCGGCUCGCAGGGCGCAGGCCGAUGCUGAGAUCGAUCAACUCCUGCGAGACGACGAACCGGACUCGCCGCCCUACUCGCCCAAGGAAUUCCACGACGAAGCAAGCAUCUGGCAUGGCAAGGUGGUCAUGAGCCCCAUCGCCGAGUUCUCGUCCUACGCAAAGCAUGUGGGAGGAGCCGACCUGAGUGGGAGAAUCCCGUGGAGCCAACUUGUUCCCUCGACGCUGCUGAUCGAUGGACGGAUAGACAUCGAACUGGCAAGCAACUACCUCUGCGGUCUACGCUUCAGCUCCUCCACCGAUGUCACAGUCGUCUCCAUCAGCCGCCCCGAGUCGCCCAAAGAGCGGCUAGGCUUCGACAAACUGUUCAGCUACUUCCAGGAUCGCAAGAGAUACGGUGUCAGUGGCAAGCACCCGUUACCAGCAGUCAAGGACACGUAUCUCAUCCCCAUCGAGGCCGGUUCCACCAAGAAGCCAGAGUUCAUCGAGCUCCUGGAGAACAACGCCCUCGAGGAUCCAGCACCCGAGCGUGUCCUCCUCGUCGUCUUUGCCGUCAAGACGGGGGACUCGAACCCCCCAUCCGUCCAACCUCCCUCACACAACCCCAGCCAGGAGCUCGGUGCCUCUGCCAGUCCGUUGACUGCCGUCGCGCCCACUCCUCACCAGCCGCAGUUCAUGACCCCGGGGCCGCCGCACGCCUCCCAGUUCUCCCCAGCCCCAGCCUCAUUCGACGGAGCAGCUCAAGUGCCUAUUCCAUAUGGACAACAAUCUCAGCAACAAGGACAACCCGACGGACCGAUCCUCACCGGUCUUGCUGCAGCAGUGCAGGUGCUGGGUCCCCAGCAAGCUCAUUCCCCUGCCAUCCAGCAACUCCUGCGCCAGGCGCCCAAUGCGGAUGUCUCCCAGUUGAGCGUGGUCCGGGACAUCCUGGUACGGCGACCCGAGGCAGGCUCCGACUACAAGAUGUUGACGGAUGAGUUGUACGUGGCCACUACGACGAAUGGUCACGGCCCACAGCAGAAUGCAGGGUAG
Messenger RNA from Aspergillus heteromorphus CBS 117.55, 2790 nucleotides. RefSeq names its product putative PHD finger domain protein. Gene Ontology annotation, molecular function: RNA polymerase II transcription regulatory region sequence-specific DNA binding. Gene Ontology annotation, cellular component: nucleus. Lineage: Eukaryota; Fungi; Ascomycota; Eurotiomycetes; Eurotiales; Aspergillaceae. The transcript has 3 exons. Gene Ontology annotation, biological process: transcription antitermination; DNA-templated transcription; transcription elongation by RNA polymerase II. The coding region runs from base 1 to 2790 and encodes 929 amino acids. The record is from RefSeq and is a predicted model, not a curated record.